AGAAACAAAUCUAAAUCCAAAAAUCCGAAAUCAGCUUUUUUUUUCAACUUAAAAAAUGUAUAUUUUGUGACAUUUCAUGUAAUUUCCCUAAAAACAGAGGGUACCUUCAUCACCACCUCGCCUACCUUUCCGUUUCUAUAUAAGCCCUCUUUCUCUAACUUAACUCUGAUAGCCGUCUCGCCCUCAUCACUUGGUGUUUUUAUUUUUUAAAAUUUAUUUAUUUUUUCUAAAUAAAUCAUUCAAUUUUUUUUCCGAUUUUCCCGUAGAUCAAUAAGCUUCCAGUUUUUCUCAGCUGAUUCAGAUCUUAGCCGUUGAGAAUGGCGGCAUCAAUAGCUGGGGGAACGCAAUGGUACAAAGCGAAAGUCAAGGCAGUUCCAUCGGGGGAUUGCUUGGUAGUAACGUCCAAUUCCAGUACCAGGCCUGGACUCCCACCUGAGAAAACCAUUACCUUGGCAUCUAUCAUUGCUCCCAGACUGGCCCGUAGAGGAGGUGUUGAUGAGCCGUUUGCCUGGGACAGCAGAGAAUAUUUGAGGAAGCUUUGCAUAGGAAAGGAAAUCACUUUCAGAAUCGAAUAUGCUGUACCAAGCAUUGGCAGAGAAUUUGGCUCUGUUUACCUUGUUGACAAAAAUGUUGCAAUGUUGGUUGUCUCUGAAGGCUGGGCGAAGGUUAGGGAGCAAGGACAGCAGAAAGGGGAAGCAAGUCCUUUUCUUUCUGAUUUGCUGCGCCUUGAAGAGCAAGCCAAACAACAAGGUUUGGGUCGAUGGAGCAAGGUACCUGGUGCUGCUGAGGCUUCUAUCAGGAAUUUGCCUCCAUCUGCCAUUGGUGACCCUAGUAACUUGGAUGCCAUGGGUCUUCUAGCUGCAAAUAAGGGUAGUCCAAUGCAAGGUGUUGUCGAGCAGGUUCGUGAUGGUAGUACUCUUCGAGUCUAUUUGCUUCCAGAUUUUCAGUUUGUGCAAGUGUUUGUUGCGGGUAUCCAGGCCCCAUCAAUGGGUAGAAGGGCAGCUGUAGAAACUGUUGUUGAUUUGAACUCUGAUGAACAAAAUGGAGAUGCUUCAGCCGAGCCACGGGCUCCUUUAACAUCUGCACAGAGGCUUACUGCCUCAUCAGCAGCUACUCCUGAAGUUGCCCCAGAUCCAUUUGCACCAGAAGCUAAAUAUUUUACUGAAGUUCGUUGUUUGAGUAGAGAUGUCCGCAUUGUCCUUGAAGGUGUUGACAAAUUUAGCAAUUUGAUAGGGUCAGUUUAUUAUCCUGAAGGUGAAACGGCUAAAGACCUCGCUUUGGAGCUUGUGGAAAACGGUCUAGCAAAAUAUGUUGAAUGGAGUGCUAAUAUGAUGGAAGAUGAUGCCAAGCGGCGGUUGAAAGCUGCAGAGCUUCAAGCCAAGAAGACUCGGCUGAGGAUCUGGACAAACUAUGUACCCCCAGCUACAAACUCAAAGGCAAUUCGUGAUCAAAACUUCACAGGAAAGGUUGUGGAGGUUGUUAGUGGGGACUGCAUUGUUGUGGCUGAUGAUUGUGUCCCAUAUGGCAGUCCUCUCGCGGAGCGCCGAGUCAAUCUUUCAAGCAUUAGAUGUCCAAAAAUGGGCAAUCCUCGUAGAGAUGAAAAGCCUGCUGCUUAUGCCCGGGAAGCAAGGGAGUUUUUAAGAACACGCCUUAUUGGAAGACAGGUGGAUGUACAAAUGGAAUAUUCCAGGAAGGUCACCAUGGCAGAUGAAGCUAUGGCUACUGCUGCACCUGCAGAUUCAAGGGUAAUGGAUUUCGGCUCGGUCUUCCUUAUGUCUCCUGUUAAGGGUGACGGUGACGAUGCUUCUGCUGCUGCCUCAUUCACAGCUGGUAGCCAGCAACCUGGCUUGAAUGUCGCUGAGAUGGUGGUUGGACGUGGCUUUGGCACGGUGAUAAGACAUAGGGAUUUUGAGGAAAGAUCUAACUAUUAUGAUGCCCUUUUGGCUGCUGAAUCUCGUGCUAUUUCUGGGAAGAAAGGAAUUCAUUCUGCCAAGGAUCCUCCAGUCAUGCACAUAACAGACCUUACAGUGGCAUCAGCCAAGAGAGCUAGAGACUUCUUGCCAUUCCUGCACCGGAGCAGGAGGGUUCCAGCUGUUGUGGAAUAUGUCUUAAGUGGUCAUCGUUUUAAGUUGUUGAUCCCUAAGGAAACUUGUAGCAUUGCGUUUUCGUUUUCUGGUGUCAGAUGUCCCGGCCGUGAUGAGCCCUAUUCAGAUGAAGCCAUAGCACUGAUGAGACGAAAGAUCAUGCAGAGAGAUGUGGAGAUUGAAGUGGAAACUGUCGAUAGAACUGGAACAUUUUUGGGUUCUUUGUGGGAGUCGAGAACCAAUAUGGCUGUGACACUCCUUGAGACUGGCCUUGCAAAGCUACAAACUCCAUUUGGUGCUGACAGGAUUUCUGAUUUUCAUCUUCUUCAACAGGCUGAGCAAUCUGCCAAGAGGCAGAAACUGAAAAUUUGGGAGAACUAUGUUGAAGGAGAGGAAGAUUCUAAUGAACAAGCCACCAUCGAAAGCAAACAAAAAGAAUUGCUGAAGGUUGUGGUUACGGAAGUAUUGGGUGGUGGAAAAUUUUAUGUCCAGACGGUUGGAGAUCAGAGAGUAUCAUCUAUUCAGCAAAAGCUUGCAGCUUUAAAUAUUCAAGAAGCUCCUGUGAUUGGUGCUUUUAAUCCUAAGAAGGGUGACAUUGUCCUUGCUCAGUUUAGUAUGGAUAAUUCUUGGAAUCGUGCAAUGAUUGUCAAUGCACCUCGAGAAGGAGUUGAAUCUCCGAAAGACAAGUUUGAAGUGUUUUAUCUUGAUUAUGGGAAUCAAGAGGAGGUUCCAUACAGUCAAUUAAGACCACUUGAUCCAUCGGUAUCAUUGACUCCCGGGCUUGCUCAGUUAUGCAGUCUUGCAUUUCUUAAAGUUCCAAGCCUCGAGGAUGAGUUCGGUACUGAGGCCGCCCAGUUUUUGAGUGAGCAGACAUUAGGAAGCUCACUGCAGUUUAAUGCUGUUAUAGAGGAAAGGGAUGCUUCUGGUGGAAAAGUCAAGGGACAGGGAACUGGUACUGUUCUCAUUGUAACUCUCCAUGCUGAGAAGUCAGAUCUUAGCAUUAAUGCUGUAAUGUUGCAGGAGGGACUAGCUAGGUUGGAGAAAAGGAAGAAAUGGGAACCGAAGGAGAGAAAGUCGAUGCUCAAUCGUUUAGAGGAUUUGCAGAACGAGGCGAAAACUGCUAGGCGUGGGAUUUGGCAGUAUGGAGAUGUGGAGUCGGACGAUGAGGAUUCACUUCCUCCAGUUGCAGCUAAGAAAACCGGGGGACGGCGAUAGAAUAAGGUAAACCAAAAAUCUCUUGGGGGUACACACCAAAUGAGUUUAAGUUAUACGUUCCCCUCAUUUGAUAAAAAAGGUUCUCAACCUGAACUUGCUUAAAUUUCGGCUUUAUUUUAAUCUUCUUUAUCAGAUCUUUUUUGUUUUAAAUUUUCUUUUAUUAGAGAGGGGACAAUUUUUUUUAUACAUGUUUAAAUAAGGCGAGCUGUAGCAUCUCUGUUCUGACUCCAUUGCUAGGGAAACAUUAGAAACAUUUUUGUUUUAUAUUUUAUAUUUUGGCUUUUGGAUUAUUUUUGUGGUAUGAGAACUUACUUCCCUUUAUAUUGCUAGCAUGGUAUGGUAUUGAAAUGUAUCCUUUUGGUAAAAUAAUUUUAACUUUUAAAGAAGACUU
Molecule: messenger RNA, 3690 nt
Organism: Durio zibethinus
Lineage: Eukaryota; Viridiplantae; Streptophyta; Magnoliopsida; Malvales; Malvaceae
Product: ribonuclease TUDOR 1-like
Biological process (GO): mRNA catabolic process; regulatory ncRNA-mediated gene silencing
Cellular component (GO): nucleus; RNAi effector complex; cytosol
Molecular function (GO): RNA binding; nuclease activity
Source: RefSeq, a predicted model, not a curated record